This is a messenger RNA of Alnus glutinosa, 1147 nucleotides long. RefSeq names its product GTP-binding protein SAR1A. Bases 225 to 806 code for a protein of 193 amino acids. Gene Ontology annotation, molecular function: GTP binding; GTPase activity. Gene Ontology annotation, biological process: vesicle organization; endoplasmic reticulum to Golgi vesicle-mediated transport; intracellular protein transport. The record is from RefSeq and is a predicted model, not a curated record. NCBI's taxonomy places the organism in Eukaryota, Viridiplantae, Streptophyta, Magnoliopsida, Fagales, Betulaceae. Gene Ontology annotation, cellular component: COPII vesicle coat; endoplasmic reticulum exit site. The transcript has 3 exons.
GGUCUCACUCAAAACGACGUCAUCUUCCACUUUGCAAACCAGAUCCAGGGUCCAUUGAUUCACUUCCCAAUAUUCUCUGCUUUGCUUUGCUUGGCCUUGGCAUUCUUCUCCAGGGAACUUGGGGGGUUUCGGACGAUCCGGUUCUCUCCUGCACUCUCACACUCCGAUCCGAUCGUCGCUGACCGGAGAAACCAAAAUCCGAAUACAGAGAUAUCAAGAGCGACAUGUUUCUGCUGGACUGGUUCUACGGAGUGUUGGCCUCGCUGGGUCUCUGGCAAAAGGAGGCGAAGAUCUUGUUCCUUGGCCUCGAUAAUGCCGGCAAGACAACCUUGCUCCACAUGUUGAAAGACGAGAGACUGGUACAGCACCAGCCGACACAGUAUCCCACAUCGGAGGAGUUGAGUAUUGGGAAAAUCAAGUUCAAGGCGUUUGAUUUGGGAGGGCAUCAGAUUGCUCGCAGAGUCUGGAAGGAUUACUAUGCCAAAGUGGAUGCUGUGGUGUACCUGGUGGAUGCCUUUGACAAGGAGAGGCUUGCGGAAUCGAAAAAGGAACUGGAUGCACUCCUUUCUGAUGAGGCCCUCGCUAAUGUUCCUUUCCUUAUUUUGGGAAACAAGAUUGAUAUACCAUAUGCUGCCUCGGAGGACGAGUUGCGAUACCAUCUUGGCCUCACCAACUUCACUACUGGCAAAGGGAAGGUAAACCUAGCAGACACUAAUGUCCGUCCGUUGGAGGUAUUCAUGUGCAGCAUUGUGCGGAAAAUGGGGUAUGGUGACGGUUUCAAGUGGCUCUCUCAAUACAUCAAGUAAGGUAGUGGUCGGCAAGAUAUUUACGGCCCCCUGCACAUGGAAAUCCCACCAAAACACACCCCACACCACCCCAAAAAUGUAUCAAUUCCCCUGUUUGUUUUAGCCUCAGAUUGGCUUUAGAUUGGAUAUAUUUUGUUUGGAUCAGUGUGGAGGAGGCUUUAAUUUCACUGCUAUUAUGUAACUUGUGGCAUCAAAUAUUUCUUGGCUCUGUAAUUUGUUAUUGAACUAUUUCAUCUUUUAUAUAUUUGUGAGCCAUAAAGUAGAAAACUGUAUUUGUUAUUAUAUUUUGUAUUUGGAAUGAUGUAUUGAUACGUUUCAAAAAAUUGCUGUCAUGUUUGUUA